Pristis pectinata (smalltooth sawfish) is the source of this 3199-nucleotide messenger RNA. Its product is annotated as phosphoinositide-interacting protein-like. Gene Ontology annotation, biological process: phosphatidylinositol-mediated signaling; positive regulation of cation channel activity. The record is from RefSeq and is a predicted model, not a curated record. NCBI's taxonomy places the organism in Eukaryota, Metazoa, Chordata, Chondrichthyes, Rhinopristiformes, Pristidae. Gene Ontology annotation, molecular function: transmembrane transporter binding; phosphatidylinositol bisphosphate binding.
CCUAUCGCUAUUCAUAUCGUGAACUCUCGCUGUUAAACAUCUGUCGCUCUUUAACGGUGAGCAAUGUUUCCCGUGACAAACUGCAGGAGGGAGGCAUAGCCUUGAUCUCACUUCGUUUCGGGGCGUUCCAUAGACGGGACCUUGGGAUCUGGAGAGCGACAACUCCGGGCGGAGAGAGGUGCCGGAGCUGGGAAAGAGUGAAGGUACAGGGUAAGCUGGCAUCCACCCCAGAUCCAAUGAUGAAAUCAAGUUCAACAGAGAACACAAAUCUAGGCAUGCAGUCAUGCUCUGAGUCCAAAGAUCUGCUGACCAGCCAUGCAGGAAGUACCUUCUACAGCAGCUCUAGAAGUGUAUCCAUUUGGACCUCAGAGCCACGGACCGCCUGGGAGGUUUAUCACAAACCUAUCAUUGUCAUGUCAGUUGGAGGAGCGUUUUUUCAUUUUGGGUUCAUUACGACUGGCUUGUACUUUGCACAGAUCACCAAGAAGACAUGCAACAUACUGGGGCCAGCGUUUCUGUCAAUUGGGAUGAUGUUUCUCGUAUUUGGAUUGGUCUGGCUUCCUAUCCUCAAAGAAAAGCAACAAAAGAAGUCUACAUCUAGAUACUUCAGGAAACAGAAGUCACCAUUUUUAACCUUGUGAGAUAAAACAGCACAACAGAGAUUUUUGGAAACCUUCACUAUAAUACAUAUUUAUGUGGAUGUGUAGGAAUUUAUGGAGAUGACUAAACACUCUUUACAUGUGCUUUGGAAUCAAUGAACUUGAUAGAGAAAUGGACUUCCAUUCAUAGGCACCUUUCAGGACCUGACGAUAUGCCAAGAACUUUACAACCAAGUAUAUACUUAUUUUUGAAGUGUGGUCACAGUGGUAGGUUAUAAAACAUGGAAUAAAGUCACAAUGUGGCUUUUGAUGAUUUUAUUUGUUUGAUAUUGUCUGAAAUAAGGGAAUUUGGAGAUUCCCUUUCAUGUUCAAUAUUGGUGGAACUUGAUUAGGAAUUUAACAAGGGCUUUUCAGGGCAAUUCAGUUCUAGCUUAAAAUUAAAUGAAAAGCCAAGAAUUGCUGUAUCAAACAGUGUUAUUUACUCUGCAAUGAACAGUUUCAGAGGUCAAUAAAUAAAUUAUGCCUGUAAUUGAUGAUAUAAAGUUAUUGUAAAUAUUAUAGAAUUAAGUCAAUGAAUCUAUAAAUAGCAAGGAAGAAAAUAUGCAUGUUUUCUGUGUGAUCAAGGUGGUGCAUAACUUUAGGUGGCAGUUUGAGAUAGAAGAAAUACAACAAAGCCAAAUACUGCACCCAAACAUUAAUAACAUGCCUUAAUUCAUUGGAAGUUAUUUGUGCUCGGUAAAGUGUGAGCCAUUCUUACAGUUAUUUGCACUCCUGUGCAUUUGUCAAAGCAAACCCCAUGUUAGCUCUUUAUGCCCAUCGGGAUUUCUAAUAAGAUUGUAUCUGAUCAGGUUUGCAAUACAUUUCCUGGUAAAUCUGCUCUUAGUUUUUAAAUAUGAACAUCAUUACACUUUGCACAAAGCAUGCCUUAAAGGUAAUCUCAAGUAAUAUAAAGAUUGAAUUGCAUCUUUCAACAAUAGCAAAUUGCAUUUCAUGGCACCUUUGGCAUUGAAAAACUAUCCCAUAGUACUUCAUAAAAAUAGACACAAUUUGACAAUAAUUUCUAUAAUUUAUUCAUGUCAUUGGCAAAGAAGGCUUAAGCUGAAUGUAUUUUUUUUAACUAAGGUUCAAUAAAAUUCAGCUAAGUAAGGACACAAUCUUGUUAAGAUGGUAAAUAUAAUAUAAUUUGGUUUAAACAGAUUGAAGAUUAGAAUUUGAGAUUUCUCUUGUGAUCCCCAUAGAUGGAUUCAAUAUGAAUUCUUGAAAUUCUUCCAUUUGCGAUAAACUAGCUGAAAGUACCUAAACAAUUUUAAUCAUAUUGAUAGAAGUGACAGCUUUUGCUAUUCACAUUCUUUUUUUGCCAAAUAUAUGCUUUCAUUUUCUCUGUUCCAAACACCAUUCCCCAGCCAGAGUCCAACAUGAGAAUUGUGCAAGAGUUUGUGAAAGACCAUCUUGUCCUUUAUCAUAUCCAUUUUAAGAACUAUAAAUGGCAUCUGAUUUUACCUUCCCUUUUUGUAAUUAGUUAUCAACACCUCCUUCACCACCUGUACUUUCAAUGGUUGACUAGUAAUCAAGAACGCAACACUUAACGAAUUAGAAUUAGGGCAGCUACAUCUUAUUAACUGAUGAAUGUUGGAUCAUCGUCUACAUUUUUGUUGAGAUCCAACAAGGAAUAUCUUUUGCAAAUCUUUGAACAUGAUUUUAAUCAUAAAUAAUAAAGAGGAGGAUGAUUUUAGUAUUAGGUUUCCGCAGUGAUCCUAAAUUCUACAUAAAUUACAAACACAGGCUCGAGCACUAUGAUGACACAAGAGACUGCAGAUGCUGGAACCUGGAGCAACACACAAUGUGCUGGAGGAACUCAGCGGGUCAGGCAGCAUUGACUGUCCGUUUCCCUCAAUAGAUGCUGCCUGACCCACUGAGUCCUCCAGAGCUUUGUAUAAUGCUUGAGCGCUAUGGUGUAAUCCUUUGGCAAAAAGUCCAUUGGAUAUUAGUAUUGGCAUUUGAUUUUCUUCUCGGCAAUAAUUAAUUUUGGUUAUUUCAAUGAUAUAAGUUUUGCACAAAAAUAUCUCCCCAAGGUAUGGAUCUUGAUUGUAGUCUGAGUGUGGUAGAAAUAAACAUAUGGUCCUGUAUUUGCAAUGGGUCAUUUGCACAGCUUUUCUCUGUGUGCUUUUUGUACCCAUUUAUUCUGCACCUGAGUGAUCCAGCAGAUGACUUGCUGCUAGGCAUCCAUUUUAUUUUAAAUUAGUUGGGUGAUUUAGCUAUUCUCAAUUGAGAUAGAUGAAAAAUCUAAUGGAAGCUCAAUUUAUACUUCUUGGUCAUGCAUUCACAAAAUGGUAGAUGGAUUAAUGGCACAAACAUAAGAAAGUGGGUAUGGUCUAAUUACCAUGAUGGAAACGUGGCUGUAGGGUGACCAAAGAUGGAACUAAAUAUUCCGGGAUAUUCUACUAUUUAGUAAGGAGAGUCAAAAAGAUGAAAGUGAAAGUGGUAGCAGGAGGAGAUUGGGACAGUGCUGAGAAGUAUCUUGACGUGAUACACAAUACACACUUAAAGAAAUGUAAGUAGAUAAUGCAUAGGUAGCAAAAGAAAUAUAUUUCCUUAGGCAC